UCUAACAUAUGUAAGGACGAAACGUUUGAUCCCGCGGAACCAAUUCGCGUGACUCUCCUGUCUGUGCUCCACCUGAAUUCCACAUGCUGUCCGAUUUGCUUGAGCGCUCACUAUCGCUGUGCGCUUGGCAGUCUCCUAUUUGCGUGGGCGGUUCGCUUAUCUCCAUGUCUCUACUCCUCCUUUUACAACUGCACGCCACCGAGCUCCACAUGCGAUCACAAGUUUCUCUCCUAACUGUAUUCCUCUGCUUUUAUCACCAUGGCCUCUGCAUGCUCAUUUCACGGCGUCGUAGGUAUUCAAAAUGCUACUCGUUAUGCUUUGGAGCCGAAAAAAAACGCUUUGGAAGAUGGAUGGCUUUGUACCCUCUUAUGAUCCAGAAGACGGCGUUGGAGAUCUUCCUGUCUCGAGCAGACUCCAGACUAUCUCGUGAUGUUGACUCAUCCGAACACACCCAGGCCUCAUCGAUUAGAUCUCAAAGUGAAUGCUGUGUGCGCAAUACAACGUAACAUGUCCGUCGAAAACGGAUUGGUGCGAAAUGCGCGAGUCUGCAUCACCGCUCUUCAUCGCAGAUUUGUUGAGGUUUAGAUUCCUCAUACCGGAGAGAUACAUGGCUUGCCUCGGAUCACGUUCACUUUCAAUUCAGCACGUUCAAGCUGGACUGUAAAUCACAAACAGUUUCCUCUGCGACCUGCCUAUGCGACGACAUUCAACGGAUGUCAAGGGCUGACACUAGAGAAAGCCGUGCUUGACUUGCGCACAGAUUCGUUCGCACACGGACAGCUAUACACCGCACUAUCGAGAGUGCGAUGUCGACG
Messenger RNA from Suillus paluster, 815 nucleotides. RefSeq lists its product as uncharacterized. The coding region runs from base 84 to 506 and encodes 140 amino acids. NCBI's taxonomy places the organism in Eukaryota, Fungi, Basidiomycota, Agaricomycetes, Boletales, Suillaceae. The record is from RefSeq and is a predicted model, not a curated record. The transcript has a single exon.